AUGGAAGGUGGCCCAUCAAUCACUGAUGCUAUUGGGACAGAAGAUUACAGGAGCCCUCAAGAUAAGUAUCGUUCCGACUAUAGCGAUGAAAGCGACAGCGAGAUUGAUGUUACCUGGUCUCCUGGGGACGGGAUAUGUCCAUCAACAGCAGAGUUCCAUCAUUGCUGUCAGUCCAAGUUCGAUGAAUGGAAGCAUGCGACCUCAAUGCCAUUAAAUCACACACUCUCUUUCCCAUUCUACUUAGAUGCCUUCUUAAGCCUUCUCAAACAUGUCCCCCCGUUUCUAUCCUGCCUCCCAGAACAUGUCCAUAUUACAGGGAGACGGAGAACAUUUCUUAUGCUUAGAUCUCCUCUACAGAUACACUCAACAGACGAUCCAGACUGCGAUCAACCUUACAAGCUGAUUGAUUAUCUUCAAUGCCUCGGAUCUCCAAAGCCUGUCGUCUACAAGCUGAAGGCUGAGACGCAAUUACAACCAGUCCUUCCUAUACACACCAAGGCCUUUCGCUCUGGGUAUUUCACAAACAUCGUUCUAGCUUGGUCCUACAUUGUUUCCUGCCGCUGGUCAGAAAUAUUCCAACGAGCAGGUUGGAACAGCCAGGUACUCCAUGAAAAUGGUAUGCAGAUUGAGGACUCUUUCUGGCAUCUUGUCACGCAAGGCUGCUGGUUAGCACUAGUGAAGAAAGAAACCGCAAAAUUCUGUUCUCCAUGGAUGAUGACAAGUGAGGGGACUAGAAAGGACCGCAAUUGGGUGCCAGUCACACCAAAUUCGUCUCUGGCCUUUAAUAUUCUUGUGGACUUCUGCAUAUCGGAAGGCCUGGAACUGGAAUUGACCACCGGUCUUGCGUCUGUUUUACUAUUGACCUCACGGAACACACCUUCGCCUAUCCUCGCUCCUGCUGUAGCAGCCCCAACUGCUUCUGCUGCCUAUCCACCAAGAGCAAAAGACGCAGUCUUUCACGAACUUUACCAAUCUAUUGAUAGAUUUCUCACUUUAAGCUCCACACAGGAUGCUUUGGACUCGUUAAUAUGCAGUGCCUUUUUUGACCCGUCUAUUCCCUGUAAUUUCAUGGGAGCUGCAUCUCUGGGUGUGAGGAAAGCCCUCUCAACGGUGGACAAGAUCGAUAACCAACAGCUCCUCAAAGCGAUUACAUAUAAGAACCUGUCUCUAUGCCAUUUCUGGGUUGCUGCCAUUCGUGGAGGUCAAGUAGACUCGUUACUGAACAUGAGUCUGUAUACCCUACCGCCUAUAUGUCUUGUGUCCGCCUUUUGGACAGAUACUACUCAAUCCUUUCUGCAGAUGGAGUAUUGCUCGAGUGAAAUAAACAAGAAAGUCGUUACUCGGACAGAAGAGUUUCAAACAUCGUUCUAUUGCCGGUCAGGCACAUCGGUGCCCUGGUCACCUGCACCUCCUUUCGGCUCAACUUUUGUCGAGAAUGUCAGUCUUGAAAUACGACAACACCUCGGACAUAUGCACAGACCUAUCUCAUGGACCACAUGCUGGGUUCUGAGUUCUGGAAAGAGGAUCCCCGCGACCAAACCGUACCAAAUUCGUCAGUCCCAGGCUCAGAGGGUGUAUCACCCUUCAUCUACAGAGCAUUCUAACGAUGUGUCCUACGCCGAACAAAUUGAUGCUGAUGAACAGUCGGCGAUUGCAACAUCUCGUUUGUUCAAUUGGCAUAGAAGCUAUGAUGAUGGCAUCUGGCUUGAUGAUGGAACGGGCGACAUUGAAACGAUUCGUCGAAUCCAGCAACACCAAUGGAUUAUCGAUCCAUUUUCUGCAAGUGAGCUUGACGAUUUGGUAGAAGAACCUAAGGAUCGCGAGCUUAGCUUUGAGAGUAUCUUGCGGUGGAUAGAUGAAGCUGAGAACCAUCGACACUAG
Aspergillus tubingensis is the source of this 1881-nucleotide messenger RNA. RefSeq lists its product as uncharacterized. NCBI's taxonomy places the organism in Eukaryota, Fungi, Ascomycota, Eurotiomycetes, Eurotiales, Aspergillaceae. The record is from RefSeq and is a predicted model, not a curated record. The coding region runs from base 1 to 1881 and encodes 626 amino acids. The transcript is spliced from 3 exons.